Strigops habroptila (Kakapo) is the source of this 1949-nucleotide messenger RNA. It is a transcript of the gene SC5D, whose product is annotated as sterol-C5-desaturase. Lineage: Eukaryota; Metazoa; Chordata; Aves; Psittaciformes; Psittacidae. Bases 168 to 1037 code for a protein of 289 amino acids. The transcript has 5 exons. The record is from RefSeq and is a predicted model, not a curated record. Gene Ontology annotation, molecular function: iron ion binding; oxidoreductase activity.
CAUCGCCGUAUCCCCGCCCCGCCGCGACGUCGCCGCCCCCCCGGUGGCGAGAGCCGCUCCCGGCGGUGACGUUGCGUGGCGCUACCGGGCGGCUCCGCCCCGCUGCGUCCCGUCCCCCCCGUUCGCCGCCGCCGCCGCGCCGGGACGGACCCGCAGCAGGAGCCACCAUGGACCUGGUCCUGGAUGUUGCCGACCAGCACAUCCUCACACCCUACGUGUACCCCUCCAGCUGGCCUGAAAAUGAGCCUUUCCGCCAGCUCCUCAGCCUCUUCGUCAUCACCAAUCUGGGGGCCCUCACCCUCUACCUGCUCUUCGGUACCCUCAGCUACUACUUCAUCUUUGACCAUGAACUCAAGAAGCAUCCUCACUUCCUAGAGAACCAAGUGCGUCGGGAGAUCACCUACGCGCUGCAGUCCCUCCCCUGGAUCAGCGUGCCCACCGUCGCCCUGUUCUUUGCUGAGGUGCGGGGCUACAGCAAGCUCUAUGACAACAUCCAGGACUCCCCAUAUGGCUGGUCAGGUGUCUUCCUCAGCAUGCUGUCCUUCCUCUUCUUCACUGACAUGGGCAUCUACUGGAUACACCGUGGUCUCCACCACAAACUGUUCUAUAAGCGCUUCCACAAGCCCCACCACCUCUGGAAGAUCGCGACGCCCUUCGCCAGCCAUGCCUUCCACCCCGUCGACGGCUUCAUGCAGAGCUUGCCCUACCACAUCUACCCCUUCCUCUUCCCUCUACACAAAGUCACCUACUUGGGCCUCUACAUCUUCGUCAACGUCUGGACCAUCUCCAUUCACGAUGGCGACUACCGCGUCCCUCGCCUCCUGCAGCACAUCAUCAAUGGCUCGGCCCACCACACCGACCACCACUUGUAUUUCGACUACAACUACGGGCAGUAUUUCACCCUCUGGGACAAGAUCGGUGGCUCCUACAAGAGCCCCACGGCCUUUGAGGGCAAAGGCCCCCACGAUUACUUGCGCAAGCUCCGAGAGAAAGACGCAGGGGAACCCAAUGGUGUCCCGGCUUCCAAAACUGAGUAGGCUUUCCCAGCCUAUUCCCUCUCUGGGAUGAGAUUCCCCGGCCAGAUCUCAUCCCAUUCGUCCCUGGCCUUGAGACUACUUUCCUACGGACAAAGAGCCCCUGUCCCUGGAUGGCAUAACUGACACAGGAUGAUUCUCAGCGACCGCUCUGGCCUUCCCCUGCUCCCAAAACGGCGGAGUCCAGCCUCACUCUACAUUACAGACCUGCCUGCUGCUCCUAUUCCAAUUCAGCUGCCUUUGGAUCUCUGCUAAGAUCCCUGUGCUGCUGCUUUACAGAAAGAACAAUGGCACAAACAGAACAAUAACAUGGCACAAGCAGUACAAUAACGUGCUCGCAGCAGGGUCUCCAUUCGUGUGUGCUCCAUGCCUUUGUCGCCGAUUCGACACUGCCAACACGGAGUCCAUUGGGAUGAGUCCAGUCGAAUCCAGAUGAGUCAAGAGGCUGAAGAUGCUGCUUUUUCUUUUCCUUCUCUUUCUUUUUGAGCUGUAUUUCGCGAAAAAAAAAAGCCGCAAACACCAACCUUUUGGAGCAACGUGGGUCCUCCUGAUGGCUCCUCAGCUUGGUGGCGGCCCAGCCUCAAGACGCAGCGGGAUUCCUCAGUGCUCAAUACACUCUCAUCCUCCUUCUCUCCCAGGGAUGUCCUGCGGUGUGCUGAUGGGAUGCAUCCUGGAAACAGCAUCCUGUAGGACAAAGAUACGCUUUGAGUCCUGUGGGUCCCCUUGAGCUCCCUGAGGACAUUGGGUGGGGGGAAGAAAAGGAAUAGGUGCACGAAAGGAAGGGAUGGGGGCUGCUCCUUUCUUGAGGGUUUGUGGCUGGUUUCUCCUUUUAAUGCCUGAUGUGCUUCCUGCUGAAACCCGGUCGUCUUCCCUUUGGGCGCGACCUGCAUUCAAUAAAUCUUACUUGCCAACUUG